This is a messenger RNA of Salvelinus fontinalis (brook trout), 1752 nucleotides long. RefSeq names its product zinc finger protein 239-like. The coding region runs from base 43 to 840 and encodes 265 amino acids. The record is from RefSeq and is a predicted model, not a curated record. Gene Ontology annotation, molecular function: DNA-binding transcription factor activity; RNA polymerase II cis-regulatory region sequence-specific DNA binding. NCBI's taxonomy places the organism in Eukaryota, Metazoa, Chordata, Actinopteri, Salmoniformes, Salmonidae. The transcript is spliced from 2 exons. Gene Ontology annotation, biological process: regulation of transcription by RNA polymerase II.
UCCGUGUGUAGUGCCUCUCCCGGUAGCGCCUUACUGCUGGGUAUGAAGAGGUUGUCUGUGCUGCUGGUGGACUGCAGGAAAACAACGGGGCUGAGUGGAACUGUGAGAGGAAGAGAAGAGAAGAAAGGAUCAGAUUUGACACAUCAAAGAGAAAGACCAGACUCAGAGGAACCAGAGCCAGGGACGUCCAAACCAGCAAGACGACACCAGUGCUCCCACUGUGGAAAGGCUUGUAACCACUUAUGGGAGCUGAAACAACAUGAGAGAAUACACACAGGGGAGAAGCCCUACCACUGUUCCGAGUGUGGAAAGAAUUUUAGCCAUAAAGGAAACCUGAACCAACAUGAGAGAAUACACACAGGGGAGAAGCCUUACCACUGCUUCCAGUGUGGAAAGAGUUUUAACCUGUUAGGGUCCCUGAAACGACAUGAGCGAUUACACACAGGGCAGAAGCCAUACCACUGUUCCCAGUGUGGAAAGGGUUGUAACCUCUUAUGGGAGCUUAAACAACAUGAGAGAAUACACACAGGGGAGAAGCCUUACCACUGCUCGCAGUGUGGAAAGAGUUUUAACAAGUUAAGGAACCUGAACGUUCAUGAGAUAAUACACACAGGGGAGAAGACUUACCAGUGCUCCCAUUGUGGCAAGUGUUUUAACCAGUUAGGGGCCGUGAAACAACACGAGAGAAUACACACAGGGGAGAAGCCUUACCACUGCUCCCAGUGUGGAAAGUGUUUCAACUGGUCAGGUGAUCUGAGAAAACAUGAGAGAUUACACACGGGGAGAAUCUUUACCACUGUUACCAGUGUGGAAAGGGUUGUAACCUCUUAUGGGAGCUGAAACAACAUGAGAGAAUACAUACAGGGGAGAAGCCUUACCACUGCUUGCAGUGUGGAAAGAGUUUUAACCAGAAAGGACACCCGAAAGCGCAUGAGAAAAUGCACACAGGGGAGAAGCCUUACCACUGCUCCCAGUGUGGAAAGUUUUGCAACCGGUCAGGUGAUCUGAAGAAACAUGAGAGAAUACACACAGGGGAGAAGCCUAACACUGCUCCCAUUGUGGAAGGAUUUUUUACCAGGAAAGCAACCUGAACCAACAUGAGAUAAUACACAAAGGGGAGAAGCCUUACCACUCCUCCCAGGGUGCAAAGCUUUUGCCCAUUUAGGAAGCCUGAAAGAACACAUGAGACUGCACACAGAGGAGAAGGCUUACAAAAGCUCAUACUGUGAGAAAACAUAUUACUCAUAACAGUCACUAAAACGUCAUAAGAGAAUCCACACAGGAGAGAUCAAUUAUUUCUCUUAGCGUGUAUAUUGAUAUUUUACAUCUCAUUGACUUAAAAUUCAUCAGAGAACAUACACAGUGCUCCCGUUAACUGAUUUUGUUGACUGAUAAUGUGUUUACCUGUUUUUACCAUAUGAAUUUGCUUCUUCCAAUUAUUGAUAAACAUGUACCUGUUAAGAAACUGACUGUUAGGUAUGUUAGGGCUCCAUGGAUUGAUGAGGAGUUUAAAAACUGUAUGUUUGAAAGAGAUGGGGCAAAAGGAGUGGCUAAUAAGUCUGGAUGCACAUCUGUAUUGCAAAUUGAGAAAUUAUGUGACCAAACUCAACAAAAAGAAUAAACUUUAUUAUGAAGCCAAGAUAAAUGAUAUAAAGAAUGAUAGAAAAAGAACUUGGGGGGGAAAAAUUGAAAGAAAAGCACUGCAAGUAUUGAAUUUUGUCAAGUUAGUGUGGGAGAGGUGGAUAAAUUGUU